Messenger RNA from Talaromyces rugulosus, 1560 nucleotides. RefSeq lists its product as uncharacterized. Gene Ontology annotation, biological process: transmembrane transport. NCBI's taxonomy places the organism in Eukaryota, Fungi, Ascomycota, Eurotiomycetes, Eurotiales, Trichocomaceae. Bases 1 to 1560 code for a protein of 519 amino acids. Gene Ontology annotation, molecular function: transmembrane transporter activity. Gene Ontology annotation, cellular component: membrane. The record is from RefSeq and is a predicted model, not a curated record. The transcript has 9 exons.
AUGAAGAAAGAAUUAUCGUUGAAAACCACGCUAGACAGUCACAGGAGUGAUGUAGUCGCGUCUAGUCGAGAUGCGCUUGAGCUCGCCAAAGUGGGAAAGCGAGAAGUUUUGAAGCGAAGAUUUGGCCUAGCAAGCACUGUCGGGCUCGCAUGUACUUUGAUGUUGACAUGGGAGGCGGUCAUUAUGAACAUUGGCUUGGGGUUGACAGACGGAGGGCCGUCUGGCCUGGUGUAUGGCUACAUCGUCAUCUGGCUCGGUUUUACGAGCACUUAUACAGCCAUGGGUGAAUUGGCGAGCAUGUUUCCUUCGGCCGGCGGACAAUAUCAUUGGGCAAAUAUUCUUGCGCCCGAGUCGUCAAAAAGAUUCCUUAGUCACGUCACCGGCUGGAUAGCGGCCCCUACAGCAGCCAUUUAUCUUUCCGGGAGCGUCCUUCAGAGCGCUGUGGCCAUGAACGAUCCUGACUACGAACCGAAAGGAUGGCAUGUCACCUUCAUUAUGUGGGGGAUUCUGCUCUUUUGCGCGAUUUUAAACACAUGGCUGGGGAUGAUUUUACCGGCCGUGGAAAUACUUAUUCUUAUUGUCCAUGUGAUGGGCUUUUUCGCCUUCCUUAUACCACUUCUCGUUAUUGGGCCUCGAGCUGACCCGAAAUCGGUCUUUAAUCUAGCUUUUGAUUACGGUGGCUGGACGGAUAUCACAUUGGCAACGCUCAUUGGCAUGAAGGGAACAGUUGCUGCAUUUUUAGGUACCGACGGUGCCGUCCAUAUGGCUGAAGAAGUAGCAAAUAGCACUCUUGUCGUGCCCCAGUCCAUGCUAUUUGCAAUGAUCAUCAACGGAGUUCUCGGCUUCGCCAUCCUCAUCGGCUUCUUAUUCACUGCCGGAGACCUAUCCACCAUUGUGGAAUCUGAUGCCGCAUAUCCAUUCAUGCAAAUUCUAGCGAGUUCCACAAAGAGCAAAGGCGCCGCGAUUGUGCUUUCGAGCAUGCUUGCAGUCCUGCAAGCCUUUGCGGGUCUCGCUGCGCUUUCAUCUGGGAGUCGCAUGCUAUGGUCUUUUUCGCGAGAGCAAGCGAUUCCAGGCUGGCGCUGGAUCGUUAAGGUAAAUCGACGCACAGCAGUCCCCUUCAAUAGUACCUGUAUGGUCGUCAUCGCUGGUGGUCUGGUCAGUUUGAUCAACAUUGGAUCAUCAGUCGUCCUCAACAUCGUUUUAUCUCUAGUUUUAGAAGCGUUCUUCUCAUCGUACAUCAUCUCGUUAUCCCUUCUGCUGUACCGAAGACUGAAUGGGGACAUUUCAACGCCUGACCAGAAUGCCGAAAGCCGCUUUGUAUGGGGCCCUUUCCGAAUCAAGGGCUGGCUUGGAGUGGUGAACAACGUCUUUGCAAUUGGAUUCUCCGUGGUAAUGUUUUUCUUUGGGUGUUGGCCGCCGGUGGUUGAUCCAGCGCCAGCAGAGAUGAAUUAUAGUAUUGCUAUCUUUGGUGGAGUGACGAUUCUGGCCGUGUUGUAUUACCUCGGGUGGGCCAGGAAGUAUUAUCAGGGGCCUGUAACUGAGGUGCAGGUUGCUAGUUAG